UCAAAAAGCAACUCGUUUUCGACAUCAAAGUAAAUAAACAUUGCAUCACAUUUCAGUCAGCCAGAGCCCAGCCACAUAAUACAAUAUAAUAGCGAAUGGCAUGGCAAAUCUGCUGGGCUGGGGCUGCUCCGUAUCGCCGGGCCUUGUCAUUGAGAUCAACAUUUUAUUGCUGGCGGUGGGCGGCAUCUUUCUGAUCGAUCUGUACAAUCAUGUACUGUGGCGCCAGCUGAAGUACGUGAAUAUGUCCAUAUGCCUGAUGGGUCUGUCACAGCGCCUCUCCCUGAUACGCGGUGUCUCUCUGGCUGUCUAUCUGCUGACCGCCAUCCUGGGCAUACGCAUGUCCAAGCACCCGACAGUCUUUAAGUUUGCCGGCUACAUGAUCAUGAGCUUUCUGAAUCUGCUCUUUAUGCUCACUAUUGCGAUCUCGCGUUAUCGGUAUGGAAGAGAUUUUCAAUAUUUUACGAAUAUGAUGCUGUUCGAUCUGUGGCAUAGGGAUCUGAUUGAGCCAAUGGAGGCGAAAUUCGAUUGUUGUGGAAUGCAUGGCCAGAUCGAUUAUAUUAUCGAGAAUCGGACCUGGUCGAAGGCCGCCUGCUGUGAGCUGCCCUACUGCACGGGCUGUCAGAAAAUGUUCCACGAUUAUUUACAAAAUAUUGAAAUGGAAAUCGCACGCGAUAAUAUUGCCCUAUUCACAUUUCAGAUAAUUGGCAUGUUAUUCGUAAUUAUACAUUAUACGAGCGGAGUACUUGUCGACGAUCCGUAUGAGUCGGAGUCUUCCGAAUACGAUGACGAAGAAGAGAUGCCCAAUCGAAUAAGCGUGGAGCUAAAAAAAUUGAAGCCCGGAUAUGUAUAAUAAACUUCGGCAUUUGCAAUAUGAAAUUCAGCUGUUGAGUUCUAAGCCUAGCUAUUAGUUGCUUUAUUAACGACCCUUGACCCUGCUUUGGCCAAUUGAACUUUAAUUCAAUGUUCUUGCCACGACCUGGCUGCCACGCCCUCCGUCUCUCUCUCUCUCACUCUACUCUGCUU
Molecule: messenger RNA, 1023 nt
Organism: Drosophila novamexicana
Lineage: Eukaryota; Metazoa; Arthropoda; Insecta; Diptera; Drosophilidae
Exons: 1
Coding region: 101-850 (249 amino acids)
Cellular component (GO): membrane
Source: RefSeq, a predicted model, not a curated record